UUGUUUACAUUUUGAAUGUGGCUGUUCGUUUAAUAUUUUUAUUUUAUUUAAUUUACAAUGGAUUUCAAUGACCAAAUCGAGUCGAGUGGAGACGAGGAGGAAAUAACGGCGGAAGCUGUACUGAAAACUCUUUACAACGCCUGGCAAAAUGAACGUCUUUCGCCAGAAAUUCUUCCACAUUGUAAUGAAAUGGUUGAAUGUAUGUUGGGGCAGAUUCAGCACAUGGAGCGAAACAUUAACAAGCUGCCCAAGACUGAUCUCCGUGCUUCGAUCCACAAGAUGGAGCUGAGUCGCAUCAAGUACAUAAUUUGCAAUUACUUAAGAGCGAGGUUAUGCAAAAUCGAAAAACACUGUAUUCCUAUCAUUAAUGAAGAAAGGCAAAGAAUAGAGUCGGGAACCAACUAUUUAACACCAUCGGAAUACAAAUAUGCGCAAGAGUACUUGUUGAAUAUGGAAGGUCAUUUUAAGUCAGUUGUAUUAGAUAAAGUACCUGGCAAUAUGCAAACAUUUGAAAUGAAUAAAAUGGCAAUUUAUCCUAAUUUACAAAGCCAUGUCUUUCUGAAAGCAAAUGAGACAGUAAAUGGCGUAGUAUUAGAUCUACCUGGGGAACAGGAUGAAGAAAUUGAUUUGGAAGAAGGCUCACAGCACAUAUUGCUGUAUAAACCGGUCGCUGAUCUUGUGAAAAGUGGAAAGGUUCAACUAAUAUAAAUAAUAAAGCUUCAAUAUUGAAAUUA
Plutella xylostella (diamondback moth) is the source of this 734-nucleotide messenger RNA. It is a transcript of the gene Sld5, whose product is annotated as DNA replication complex GINS protein SLD5. The record is from RefSeq and is a predicted model, not a curated record. Gene Ontology annotation, biological process: double-strand break repair via break-induced replication; DNA-templated DNA replication. Gene Ontology annotation, cellular component: GINS complex. NCBI's taxonomy places the organism in Eukaryota, Metazoa, Arthropoda, Insecta, Lepidoptera, Plutellidae.